CAACAUAAAGGAUCUUAGAGUGAUUAUUGUUGCUAUUAUUUAUUUAAUUACAGUAAUUAGUUCCUGGCGCACAAAUGAAAAUCCGCACACGGACUGUAUAAAAUGAUUUAUGAAACGAUUGCUACACCCGCCUCAGCGCUGAGAAAAACAACACCACGUGACCUCGCCGCUCGAAGCGCGUUCGUGUUGAGCCACCGUUCGGUUCGUUCUGCCUCAAUAACAACACAGAAAAGCCUUAACGUCUUUUCGCCUAAACACCAGGGCUCCCAGCGCCGCCCUUCUCCGCCGCGCCGCCACUGCAGCCUCCCGCGUCGGGAACGCUCCGUGAAGUGAACGCCGAGCCGCGUUCAGACAUGCGCAGAGAGGAAUGACGCCGCAGAACGGGCGUGGUUUGAAUCUAAUCUAAACGCCCGCACAAUAACAGCAGCCAAACCGUUCCAAUAUCAACAACAGACGUAAAUUACAAUAAACGCUUCACGAUAAACGCCUCGCGAGCGGCAGCGGCGGACCGAGCAUGUCUGCACACGGUUCUCUAUUAUAGGUCGGUGAUCCAGGCACUUGUUGUAAUUAUUUGAUUAUAGCCUCAACGCCAUGAAUACACUCUUUAGCAGAGUAAACGAACGAGAGGAGAGGAGCGUUUCGCGUGGACUGAAGGCCGCGGCCGAAGAGGACAGCCUCGAGAGCAUGGACAAGGACAGGUCCAGUCCCCUCAGCGACAGCACGAUGUCUGAGGGGAACGAUGAAGUUCUUAUUAAUGAAAUCACGCAUGAAAUACCACACGAUGAGGCAGAGAGUGUGAUUUCGACCGAGAUAUACGGAGCUGACCUGCAGAGAACUCUGGGAGAGAUCCUUGCUUACUGUCAGGUUACGUACGGAGCCAUUCUGAAACUCGAUGAGAAGUUUGAGAUGCUCCAGGCGAAGGUAGCAAGCAUCCAGCCCAGUCUCUACAAUCCAGCUGUCCACUCUCAGAGGACGUAUCUGUCAUCCAGAGACAGAGACAGCUGCCAGGCCAAGUCUGAAACCAUGAGUGGAUGUGAAGCGUCAAUGCCCCACCUGGUUCAUAUUUCCUCCACGUCUCCUCUUCCGUCUGCGGAGAGCAGGAAACCUCCCACACUCUCCCCCGGCCCAGAGGUGCCCAGCCCUCCUCCGCUUGUUAUCCAGAGCCAGUCACACAUCUCGGUCAACACCGCUGCUCCAGCCCACACGACGCAAGAAGCUUUCAGCAGGAAUAAAAUGACUCUGAUGCAGCAUCUUCAGCGAUUGAAGAGACCUGCUGAAAUGAGCUCAGAGAUCAGUGACCCAGCCUCAACCGCAGAUCUGACCAAUACGAGUUGUCUGGGCGGCUCUGACAGGAAGGUGUUCCUCUCCAACUGUAUCCUACAGAGGGCUGGUAAAAUGGCACGACCCAGCGCGGCGGUGCGGUACCUGUCCAGAAACAUCUUCACAGCGCAGGAACUCUCUCAAAGCAGCACCACUGGAAACACAAAGAGACGCCUGAAGAGGCUCGACCCAAACAAGAUCGCUGCCAUCAGAGAGUGGGCGGUAAAGAGAUAUCCAAAAUCUGACCUUCGUGAGAAAGGCAAAGACUGGAAAAUGUGUCUGUCUGUAAUCAACUCAACGGCCCGCUACUAUCGCUUCAUGGACAAGACGCGGAAAGUAAGAUUAAAACUGAAAGUAAAGGAAAGAGCAAACCUUGAGAACGGGACAGAAUCAGCCCCUACGGCAGCGGCAGAGAUUGACGUCGAACUGUCCGACAGCGACACGGAGCAGGAAACACUGCUGAGCCACAUCACAGAUGAUGAUCACAGCAUGCCCACAGACUGGGACUCAAACAACGUGUAUCUUGGCCCCCCUCAUCGGGACGUGAAGGUUCCCGAGUUUGCCUUGUCUGCAGCACAUCUGCGAACGCGUCCUGAACUCAUCGCCCGAUACCUCAUUAAGUUCAUCUUCCCGGAGGAUGUGCUGGUGCGCAGUAACGUGUACGGCGGCGUGCGGCGCGGCAUCCAGGCCCUCGAUCACAACAAGAUCUCCGCGCUCCGAGAGCACCUGCUGGAGCGCUUUCCCUGGAUGAGGCUGGAGGAAGACGGAAGCGACUGGAAGGUUUGCGUAGGCGCUAUAAACAGCACCAUCCGCAAGUUUCGAUACGAGCGCAAGAUGGGCAUCAAGAGAGGGAUACGGUAGUGCUGAGUGUCUGAUUAAAAACUGCUCUGUGAUACGGAGGUGGCAGCUUUUUAUAUACUAGUGCUGAUAAAUUAAUUGCGAUAAAUUGCAUCCAAAGUAAAAGUUUUUGCUUACGUAAGCGUAUAUAUAUACACACACAAAGUACAUACGAAUAUAUAUACGAACAUGCAUAUAAGGAAAAUUAAAUGCAUUUACAUAUAAAAACGUAACAAAAUAUACAUGGAAUUGUGGGUAUUUAUAUACAUACUGAACAGUACACGCAUAAACUUUUUUUUGGAUGCAAUUAAUCAUUUGACAACAUUAGUUCAUUAAAAAUGCUCUCAGUAGCCGUUAUUGGCUGUUUUUCGAGAAUGCGUUAUCAGUAUUUAAUUUAAUUUGUGAUUCAUACUGGUUUUAUUUUGAUAUUAUUUAUAAUUUUUCAACAGGAAAUCUGAAAAAAGACUUUAUUUGGCAAUAUAUAAAAAAUGUACAGUAAUAUAUAGAUGUUUAAACAAAAAAAAUGGUUAAUAUAUGAAUUUUUUAAGAAAACAAAAAGAAACAAAAACAAGUUAAUAUAUUACACAUCUAAAACCUCUCUCUCCGUUGAAACUUAACUACAGAAGAGUGAACAAAAAGACAUCUGUUGUCCGAACAGAGAGUUAUGAACGCUGUAUCCACUGAUUAAAGUGAAUAAAACUGGUUAUGUUGUUGCA
Molecule: messenger RNA, 2873 nt
Organism: Puntigrus tetrazona (Sumatra barb)
Lineage: Eukaryota; Metazoa; Chordata; Actinopteri; Cypriniformes; Cyprinidae
Exons: 12
Coding region: 592-2181 (529 amino acids)
Molecular function (GO): DNA binding
Source: RefSeq, a predicted model, not a curated record